AUGCAGCAUGUUAGCCUGAGCAGCAGGACGGGCUUCGUGGGGACCCGCCUGGCCGCCCGCCCUUCGACCAUCAGGGCCCGGGCGGUGGGCAUGCCACAGGUCCGUGCGGCCGCGAGCGGCUACCAGUGGCUGAAGAAGGAGCCCAUCGUCAUCCUGGCCGGCUUCCUGGGCUGGUUUGCCCCCUCCAACAUCGGGGUGCCUGCCCUGGGAGGGAAGAGCCUCUUCGGCCUGUUCUCCGAGUCCAUCGGCCAGGAGCUGUCCCACUUCCCCGUCGGCCCCGCCCUCACCGACAACUUCUGGCUCUACCUGGUCACCUGGCACGUGGGUCUCUUCCUGACCCUCUUCCUGGGCCAGAUCGGCGUGCGUGGCCGUGCCCAGGGCUACUUUGACUGA
This is a messenger RNA of Auxenochlorella protothecoides, 393 nucleotides long. RefSeq lists its product as hypothetical. The transcript is spliced from 3 exons. Lineage: Eukaryota; Viridiplantae; Chlorophyta; Trebouxiophyceae; Chlorellales; Chlorellaceae. The record is from RefSeq and is a predicted model, not a curated record. The coding region runs from base 1 to 393 and encodes 130 amino acids.